AUGCUCAAAGACUGUGCUUUACAAGAAGAGGGAAAGGGCAGUCCAGUGAAAUUAGUGGUGAAUCACCCUUGUCGAGAUAUCGACUUUAAGACGAAUCAAAUUAUAUUCAAGGACGGUUCUAUAUCGCCACCCUGUGAACUGAUCGUUGGCGCCGAUGGUAUUAGGUCGGCCGUGCGCGGCACAAUAGGAAUACAGCCCAAGAAACAGCCAUCGAACCAAAGCUGCCUUCACGCCAAUGUCUCUACCGAAGAGGCAGUAAAGGCGGGACUAGUCGACUAUUCUCAGAACAGUGCUCUAGAGUACUGGGGGGGGGGGGGACAAGAAGGCAAGUGGGAUAAAAUUGUCUUGUCUCCUUGCAACGGUGGUAGAUUGCUCUCCUACUACUGUUUUUUCCCUCGAGAGAUUGGUGACUACGUCAACCAGCAGUGGGGAGGCGAAGACCGGCCCGUUGAGGAGCUUCUCGCCCCGUAUCCUGAUCUGGACCCCCAUAUGAAGGCACACCUGGCCAUUGGAAAGGAUAUUCAGCCCUGGCGGUUGUGGAUACACGACCCUUACCCCAACGUCAACAAAGGAGUCGUUUGCCUCUUAGGCGAUGCCGGCCAUCCAAUGAUGCCUCAUCAGAGUCAAGGCGCCUGUAUGGCGAUCGAGGACGCGGCUGCCCUUGGAAUCCUGUUCCGAAAGGGGUAUUUUGACGGAAAUGUUGAAAAUGCAUUGGCCGUCUACAACGAUGUUCGCUUACCAAGAGCCACGAGGGUGCAACAAGCUGCUGCAAAGGCUGUUUAUAACAUCAACGAGCGCAUCGGAUUCUCCAACAACACCUCGAUAGCAACCUACAAGGUGGAAGAUGAAAAGGCAAAAUUGACCAUCGAGGAGAUGAACGCAUACGAUAUGUACAAAGAUAUUGAGCAGAAGUUGGCCGCAAGAAGAGGUGAGGCUUUCAACGAGAAGUUCCUCAAUGGGCUCCCAAUUGGGCUCGAGCUUCCCAACGGGGUUGUCAUUGGCAGAGCCUGA
Molecule: messenger RNA, 1011 nt
Organism: Cladophialophora yegresii CBS 114405
Lineage: Eukaryota; Fungi; Ascomycota; Eurotiomycetes; Chaetothyriales; Herpotrichiellaceae
Product: salicylate hydroxylase
Exons: 6
Coding region: 1-1011 (336 amino acids)
Molecular function (GO): monooxygenase activity; FAD binding
Source: RefSeq, a predicted model, not a curated record